CGUCCACUCCGUCGCUGUCAUCGUCGGAGGACUCCGCUGGGGGAGGUGGAGGGAGGGCGUUUAGUGUGAUUGAUGAGUUCAGUUUCUGGAGGAAGAAGCCGGAUUUGGCUGAGGCUGUGGCGGCGAUCAUGGCGCUUGCGGCGGUGAUUCGGUCGAGUGAGGCGACGACGAUGAUGGAGCUCGAGAUCGAGCUGAAGAAGGCGUCUAAUGCGCUAAAGGAUGAUCCAUACGGGCAUUAUGCCUGAUUACGAAUCGUACAAUUUGGUUAUUGGUCUUUUAAUAUGAAGAAACCAAAUUGAUUUAGCUUUGAAGAUUUUGAAUUUAAUGCUUAAAUCUGGCCACAUGCUUUCAUCAAGCACAUUCAUGGAUUGUGUGUGGCGCUGCUUGUCUGCUGGGAGUCUGGACACUUUAUCAAGCAUCAUACAGAAAUGCAAGACAAGUGACCUGAACAAGGCCUUGAGUCCAAACUGGAACAUGUGUAAGUGUAACACUAAUGCUGAUGUUGCAUUGCAAGCUGAUAAUAGCAAAUUGGCUUACUAUGCUUUGGAAUUUCUUUAUCGAUGGUUUCUCAACCUUGGACCCGGCUGCUGUUUCCGACUUGAGAAAGGCACAUAAAUUUUCUCCAGAAGAUGAGACUAUAGCAGAAGUUUUCAGGUAUGGAAUCCCUUUUGUGGGUGGGAUACUUUUAUGUACUAUAAAUGCACAAUUUUUGUGAUAUCAGUAUGUGUGAUUCUUGUGUAAUGAUUUAAAGUGUGAAUACUUUUAUGUAUUUGUAUGUUCAACUAAUCCUACAAUUAAUUAGUAUAUGAGUAAGCAAAAUUUUUGAGCUUUUGCCUCACUUUUACACUACACGUACAAAUACCAAGAAGGAUUUCCCUUAAAUCAUGAGAUUACAAAUAUUAAGUUCUUUAUAUAUUAAUACAGUUCCCAUGGUUCAUGAACUUUACUUGGUUAAUUGUUUAAUUUGAUAGUUUGACUUAGCAAUCUCAUUAA
Molecule: messenger RNA, 993 nt
Organism: Asparagus officinalis (garden asparagus)
Lineage: Eukaryota; Viridiplantae; Streptophyta; Magnoliopsida; Asparagales; Asparagaceae
Product: pentatricopeptide repeat-containing protein At1g26460, mitochondrial-like
Exons: 4
Coding region: 325-615 (96 amino acids)
Source: RefSeq, a predicted model, not a curated record